Baudoinia panamericana UAMH 10762 is the source of this 1968-nucleotide messenger RNA. RefSeq lists its product as uncharacterized. The transcript is spliced from 6 exons. Gene Ontology annotation, biological process: transmembrane transport. The record is from RefSeq and is a predicted model, not a curated record. Bases 101 to 1648 code for a protein of 515 amino acids. Lineage: Eukaryota; Fungi; Ascomycota; Dothideomycetes; Mycosphaerellales; Teratosphaeriaceae. Gene Ontology annotation, molecular function: transmembrane transporter activity.
GUCACCCGCAAGCUCGCAAGUGGUUGCGCACAAGAACGAAGGCAGUGACGAGUCCGGAGCACUCACUGACGAGGAAGACGCGGCAGAGAAGCUCAACAUCAUGCCCUUCGGCGUGAAGCUGAUCUGCACAGUGGCUGCGCUGAUGCUCGGAGUCUUGUGCAUGGCGCUCGACAAUACCAUCAUCGCAGUCGCCAUUCCUCGAAUAACAGAUACCUUCGGCAACCUCAACGAUGUCGGCUGGUAUGCUUCAGCAUAUUUGCUUCCUGGCUGCGCUUUCCAACUGCUGGCUGGGAAGCUGUACACUUAUCUCAGCAUCAAAUGGGUGUUCCUGACGGCGCUUUUCAUUUUCGAGGUUGGUUCUCUGGUCUGCGGUGUUGCGCCAACUUCGACGGCGCUCAUUGUCGGACGAGCCAUUGCCGGUCUCGGUAGCGCGGGCAUUUUCAGCGGUGCGAUGGUCACGAUUGCGCAUAUCGUCGAGCUUGAGAAGCGGCCGGUCUACUUCUCUCUUAUUGGCGGUGUCUACGGUCUUGCUUCAGUCAUUGGACCGCUAAUUGGUGGCGCUUUCACCGAUAAGGUGACAUGGAGGUGGUGCUUCUACGUCAAUUUGCCGAUCGGCGCAGUCACUGCUAUCCUUCUAGUGGUUUUCCUUCGCCUUAAGCCGCAUGACAAAAGCACUCGGAUACCGCUGCGUGCCCUUUUGUGGAAACUGGACCCGAUCGGCAGCACGAUCUUCGUACCUUCGAUCGUCUGCGUGAUCCUCGCUCUACAGAUGGGCGGCGUCACCUACGCCUGGUCCAAUGGUCGCAUCAUCGCCUUGUGGGUGGUAUUUGCGGUCACUCUGAUCGCAUUUUGUAUCCUACAAUGGGUUCUUCGCGAAAAUGCGACGGUGCCGCUGCGUAUCGCUCGGCAGCGUUCCAUAGCUUUCGCCUCGUUGUUUGGUUUCUGCAUUGGAGCUUCUUUCUUCAUCUUCAUAUACUUCGUUCCUAUCUGGUUCCAAGCCAUUAAGGGCACCAGUGCGGUGCAAGCUGGUAUCUACACCCUACCAUUGAUCCUUGCUGAGAUCCUCGGAAUCGGUCUGUCCGGCGGCCUUGUCACUAACCUGGGGUACUUUGCGCCUUUCUUCAUUGGCAGCUCGGUGAUCAUGUCCAUUGGCGCUGGUUUGAUGAUGUUGUUCGAUGUCAACACGUCCACCGGCCGCUGGGUCGGGUACCAAUUUCUGUACGGCUUUGGUGUUGGCCUCGGUUUCCAACAGGGCGGCGUGGCCGCACAGGCUGCGCUGCCGUUUAAAGACGUGGCCGUCGGCACGACUGUCGUACUCUUUCUACAAAUCUUGGGUGGCUCACUGUUCGUAUCAGUGGCGCAGAAUUUAUUCACAACUCACUUGAUCAAGAAUAUCCUUGCUCUGGGUCUUGCCGACCUGAACCCUGCAGACAUCGUGGCUGCAGGUGCGACAGGGAUACGAAGUCUUGUUAGUGAGGCCGAGCUCCCAGCGGUACUAGGUGCCUACAACAAGGCUCUUGUGACCGUUUUCGAAGUUGGUACCAUUACUGCCGCAAUCAGCAUCCUCGGUGCAGUUGGAGUGGAGUGGAGGAGCAUCAAGGCGGAGAAGAAGCCGGUCAUAGCAGCCGAGGAGCCGAUUGUUGCAUGAUCGUAUGCUUGGAGGGCAAGAAGUGGUUACAUUAGUUCCGGUUUUGCAAGUUACCGCACAUGGCCGAGAUGAGAGUCUGGCAGGUUCGUAGGCAGCAACUGAAACGCGCUUUCGGACUGUAUGUUGUGAAGACAAUGUGGAGCGUAUCCAUCGGUGUUAAGAUCGUCCAAUCUAAGGCAGGCGUACUAUAACGAGUGCUGUUAUAGCUCUAUCGUAUCGUACCUUGAGAGCCUGGAGAGCAGCAGGACUAGGAGGGCCGAGUUUGCUGCGCAAUAAAGGCUUUCGCCUCACUUUAACGUAGUCGCUUCCUCCACUCCCAC